AAAAAAAAGAAGAGAGAGAGAACAAAAUCUGGUAAAGAGAAAAUAAAAAUACAAAAGGAAACCAUAAGCAUCAAUACCUGGAACGUAAAACCCAGACCUCAGAAGCUGCGAGGCAGAGGAAGGCACGUGUGUUUUGGGGUGGCUGCCAGCAGGUGGACUCCAAAAGCCCUUAUAGAAGCAGUGCUUCCUGUGGAGGCAGCCAGAAGAGCAGAGCCCGUGGAGGUGCCUUCCUCCCCGUCGCCCCACGCCGCUCACCCCAGCACCGCUUGCCGGAGUGAGAUGAAGUGGAAGAGGAUCGCCGUCUUUGCCACCCUGCAGGCGCAGCUCCCUGUUACAGAUGCUGUAACAGUUCUUGGACUGACGGACCCCAGGCUCUGCUACAUACUGGAUGGAUUCCUCUUCAUUUACGCAGUCAUCGUGACGGCCCUUUUCGUGAAAGCUAAGCUUACCCAGGCCCAGGACCCACAGCAGCUGCCCGGCCAGGAUGAUGUGUACAAUAAACUGUCUCGUGGGCACAGAGAUGAAUACGAUGUUCUGGGAGCAAAGCGAGGCGCAGACCCUGAGAUGGGCGGGAGACACGAGCAGAGAAGAAAGAACCCCCAGGACACCGUCUACAGUGCGCUGCAGAAGGACAAGAUGGGCGAUGCAUACAGCGAAAUUGGAAAGAAAGGAGACCAUCAGAGGCGGCGAGGGAAAGGGAACGAUGCUGUUUACCAGGGGCUCAGUACAGCGACCAAGGACACCUAUGACGCUCUCCAAAUGCAGCCUUUGCCACCCCGCUAAGCAGGAGUCACAGAGGAGAUGGGCAAGAGCAAGAGAUGCCCACAUGCUCUGGGGAAGGAGUGAAGACCUUUUUCAUCCAAAACAAGCACCAUGUAUUUUCCUAGUGCAGCGAUCUACUUUGGUUGGUGCACAGAGGGAGUAUGUCUGGACUUGGUCAGUUCCUUCUCCCUUCCCUCUUGAAUCAUGCAACUGCGAGCUUUAGCUAUUAAAAUGUACAUAUCUGUAAAGUUAUUUCCAAUAAUAGUAGCUAAUAGGCUGAUUUUUGUAAGAUUUGUGUUGUAGGACCCUACCGUACCUAUCGCAGCUCUUUCUGUAGCUCUUACUUACCUUCCAGGGCUAUCAAGUCAUGUAAUUGCAGUUUCGAUGCAUUUAAAGACCCUUGUAAAGAUAAGGCUGUGGUUAUUUCCUGCAGUGUUUAUCUUAAGAACAUUUGACAAGGGCCAGCUAAACUUUCUGCUUUAAAUUUACCGUUUAAAAACUGCUGCAGUGGCAGGACAAAUUUUUUUCUUUAACUGUGAAAAGCGAUGCAAUGUUACCGUAGUGAAGGACAGAGGCUCAGUGCCAGCUCUUCAGUAUGAAGAAAAUCAGUGCUAAGCUCCCACAAAAAUUCAGGUCAUGGCAUCGCCACUCAUGCAGCACCUGGAGGUAAACAAGAGCCGGGUGACCUGCAAGCCGUUGCUCAGGAGGCAGAAGCUACCCCUGCUGCAGUGAAAACAAGGAAGAUGGACUCUGAUUAAGAAAGCAAUACUGGGAAAGCCAGGAAACCUCACCCUCCAGAAUCCCAUCUGGAUGGAGCGUGUGUCUGCCUGACUGCUGCCCCUUCACAUCUGCAACACCUACAACUAUCUCUGCAGAAGUCUCCCCUUGCAAGAAUUUGUGCGCUGAUGCUAAUGUCAGAAAAACAAAGGAAACCAUCUCAUGUCUAGGCAACAGAUUCUUUGUACAAAAGCCCAUGUAAAUGCAGUUUCAAAACCAGUUAAAAUAAUCAGGUUACUUUUAAAAGAUGCAGGUAUCAUUCCAAAAUGGUAACAAUUCAAUCAUGUAAUGCAUUUUUUGAUGAACUAAUAAAGUUAGUGUCAAAGA
This is a messenger RNA of Oxyura jamaicensis (ruddy duck), 1866 nucleotides long. It is a transcript of the gene CD247, whose product is annotated as CD247 molecule. NCBI's taxonomy places the organism in Eukaryota, Metazoa, Chordata, Aves, Anseriformes, Anatidae. Gene Ontology annotation, cellular component: membrane. The transcript has 8 exons. The annotation marks the transcript as partial. Gene Ontology annotation, biological process: cell surface receptor signaling pathway. Gene Ontology annotation, molecular function: transmembrane signaling receptor activity. The record is from RefSeq and is a predicted model, not a curated record.